This is a messenger RNA of Candidula unifasciata, 161 nucleotides long. NCBI's taxonomy places the organism in Eukaryota, Metazoa, Mollusca, Gastropoda, Stylommatophora, Geomitridae. The record is from the annotation of a GenBank genome assembly.
AUGGGGGAAACCAAAAUCAUCUAUCACAUAGAUGAUGAAGACACCCCAUAUUUGAUUAAACUCCCAGUCCCUGCAGACAGGGUAACUUUAGGCGAUUUCAAAAAUGCUCUCAAUCGACCAAAUUUCAAGUUUUUCUUUAAGUCUAUGGACGAUGAUUUCGG